UCCCUGCUUUGGGUAACCCCAACCAGCCCAGGCUGGAGGCAUCCCCUUUGGUGAUGUCUCCCUUCAGUCACAGUCCUUUUAGAGCUGCCACCCUUUGGUCGUGAUCUCCACUUGACGGUGGCCUCAUAGUCCACCAGUGGGGAGUGGAUGGAAGGAUGCAGAGGAGCCGGGGUGCAGCCCCUCCCAGGGAAAUGGCUUCCAGGCAGCAGUCGACAUAGAGCCCGCCCGGAGGAGGAGUUUGCAGUAUCGGGAAAUCGAAACUGAGAGAUGGGAGAGGCGGGGGGAGUCCCGGAGCCGUGCCACGACAUGGCUGGUCUCGAACCCACCGUCCCGCAGCUGGAGAACGACUUCCAGUUCGUGCUGUGCGAGGGAUGCAGGCAGCAAUCGCCCGACCUGAAGCUGCUCACCUGCCUACACACGCUGUGCCUGGGCUGCCUGAGAGAGAACAAGCCCGUGGGGCAAUGCCCAGUGUGCCAGGCUCCCAUCCCACAGCCUGACGGCAUCCCCGACGUGGACAACGUGCUGUUCAGCAGCCUGCAGAUCCACCUGAGCAUCUACCAGCGUGUUAUCAGUGGGGCUGAGCUGCUGUGUGACAACUGUAGGAGCAGCAGUGAGUAUUGGUGCCCGGAGUGCAAGGAGUUCCUGUGCACAAAGUGCUUUGAGACCCACCAGCGCUACGUCAAGAGGGAGAACCAUGAGGCCAAGAGGGUGCAGGACAUCAGGGUGGGAUCACCGCAGGAGUUCCUCGAGGGCACCAGGAGGACCAGCAGCUUGUCCUGCCCCAUCCCAACCCACCAGAACCUGACUCUAAGCAUCUACUGCAAGCAGUGCAGCAGGGUGAUGUGCUGCAUCUGCGCGCUGCUGGACGCCGCUCACAGCGGGCAGCACUGCGACGUCAGCACGGAGGCACGGCUGCGGCAGGACGAGCUGGCAGUGCUGGGGCAGGAGCUGGAGCAGUGGAGGGGCAGAUUCGAGGCAUCGCAGGCGGCGCUGCAGAAGGAGAUGGAGCGGCUGAAGCAGGCAGGGAGCGCGGUGCGGGAGCUGGUGAAGCAGCGCGUGGAGCAGCUGGUGAGGCUGAUCCGGCACCAGGAGCAGGAGCUGCUGGCGCUGGUGGAACGGAGGCAGGAGAGGGGCAGGAAGGAGCUGGAGGGGGAGCUGCGGCGCGUGGAUGCCGUGCUGCGGAGGAUGGAGGCGGGCAAGAGGCUGGUGGAGAAGAUGGGCCUCUAUGCCACGGAGCAGGAGGUGAUGGACAUGCAGCCCUUCGUCAAGGAUGCGCUGGAGGAGCUGCGGCGGCAGCGCCCGCUGGUGAAUGGGGAGUUGAUGCUGCAUGAGGACUUUGCCGAGUGCCGUGCCAGGCUGCGGGCGCUGACUGAGUGCAUCGAGGGGCUGCAAGAAGCUGCCCCAGCUCCAGCCACCAUGAAAAAUUCCCACCAGGUCCCAUUGAUGGCCUCCACCCCUGCCAAGAGGAAGAAAGAGGAAGGCACCAGCACGCUGCCAUCCCCUGUAAAGAUGAUAAAGGCUGAGAAAGACGAUGAUGAGGGGAACACACCAGUGAUGCCACAGGAACCAAACUGCUUGCCACAACCCCAUACCAGCUUUUCUGCACCCACCAUGGCUGCCAGCAGGGAAGGCUGCCUGCUGAACAGCACGCCAGGCAGCAGCAAUGAGAUGCAUGACUCAGAUAGCGACCUUCUUAACUUGGGCAGUGAUGAAGAGGACAGCAGGGAUGAGGAGUUGGAUCCCAGCCUGCUUGAUGAUAUGUUCGAGGAUGGAACCAGCAGAGACAACUCUCUCCUUCCCAUCUGCCUCCAGAACACACUGGAUGCGGAACAAGGAUAUGUGGUCUUCUUUGACAUUAAGAUUUGGAAAAAUGAAAUCAUUCAUAUGGUGGUGGUUGACAAAGAGAAAAUGCUCUCAGUCCUCAUUCAGCCCACAGUGUGUUUUCCCAACUCAGCGGCCAAAACUAAUGGCUCUGAGGUGGGCCUGAGGGAUCUGCUGAUCCACCUCAGCACCAUCCGCAGGCCCAUCCUGGCUGCAUAUGGUCUCUGGUCACUGCCCUUUCCCACCCUCCUGAAAAACCUGACGGCCAUUGGCAUGAAAGCAGAGUUCUUCUCCGUGGUGCAUGGCUUCAUGGAUGUUCUACCCCUAAUAAAGGAGAAGAUCCCAGAGAAUCAGAGCUGCAAGCUGGAGAACUUGGCCAACAGCUUGCUGUGGCAGGACCUCAGCAACUGCAGCACCAUGGAGAGUGCCAGGGCCACCAGGGACCUCUGCAACGUCCUGGAGAUCGACCUGAACAACAGACCCAUAAAGCUCCUCAGCCCUGCCAACCUGGAAUCCUUCAUGUCCCUUCAGCCCUUGCUGGACAAGAAGCUGCUCACCCGGCCCUCGGCCCAGACAUUGGCUUCCCAUGGCAUCGGCCUCCCCGAGCUGCAUGACUGCUUUGCUUGUGACCCUGCCAGGGGUCUACGCAGAAUGUGUGCCUUGGUCAAUGCCGUCCGGCAUCCCUCUGAGAAGAAGGUCCGUCAACUCAGCAAGAUCAAGGCCUACUUCCAGCAGCAGCCACUGGCAGGUAGCAGCCAGGCCUCACUAUGUGACGAGUUACAGGAGGCCACGAAGACCAAGCAAGACUGCUGAAAGGUAGUCUGAACCAAACCCAUCCCAUUGCCCUGCUUGGGAUGUAACCUGGGUUUGGGGUAUUGCCACAGGUUACCUAGAUUUACCUAUGCCUGUGACAGGGGGGAGCCACCCCGUGCAUCUUGCAGAGCUGCUUAUUGUUGCAUACAGGGGAUAAAGAGGGGGGAGAUGUUGCAUAUUGUGUAGGUGGUGCCUGUGUGCACCUGGGGUGGAGUCAGGGUGGUCACCUGUACCACUAUAUAGGGUUUGUGGCGCGGCAUUAAACUGGUACUUUCAGCGUUA
Messenger RNA from Coturnix japonica (Japanese quail), 2916 nucleotides. Its product is annotated as protein PML-like. Gene Ontology annotation, biological process: innate immune response; suppression of viral release by host; intrinsic apoptotic signaling pathway in response to DNA damage. The record is from RefSeq and is a predicted model, not a curated record. Lineage: Eukaryota; Metazoa; Chordata; Aves; Galliformes; Phasianidae. Gene Ontology annotation, molecular function: zinc ion binding. Gene Ontology annotation, cellular component: nucleoplasm.